CCCCAGCCCCAGGCAGCAUCUGUCACCAUGGCAGAAAGUGGUGUGGGAGCAGCGUGUGGGUCCCUGGGGAAGGCCCAGCUGGACCUGACUGUGUGUUCUGUGCACGCAGUGUCCCAAGGCUGUGCGGGAACCUCGUGAGGAAAGUGAGGCACAGAAGGGGAAACGCCUUCUCCAGGCCACAGCUCCCGGUGGCAGAGCUCUCUUCGAGCCCAGCACGUUGACUCCGGAGGCCAGAGGGGGCCGGGGACGUGACCCCAAGGGAAGGCCAACCCGAGUUCCGGGGGCAGCUGCCUCUUUCGGGAGCCGUUGUGGGCAGGGGUCCCCUGCCCACCAGCACCCCAGGAACGACAGGCAGGCACCCGCCUGCUCACCCCGCCCUGCCCUCAAAGCUCUCAGUCCCUGAGUCCCUGCCCUCUCCAAAGGAAGCCCCCCAGUCCUGGACACGAGGCCCAGCCAGCCAUGAAGCCUGGGGAGGAUGACCCCCUGCUCCAGGCCUUGGCGGUCUCAAGGAUGGGAUUUUAAGCCCCCUUUCAUAGAGCAGGUGGACGAUGGAGCGAAGCCUGACCGUGGGCGCUCCUGCUGGCUUUGGGGAGCUCUCUGGAGGCGCUGAUCAGACGGCCUUCCUGCUGCUGGCUCUGGGCCAGUCCUUCAGCCUCUCCCAGCCUACAGCCUUCCGUAAGACAGUGAGUGAUGGAUUCUUCACACAGAAAAUCCUCCAGAUCGACACGAAAAAGGCAGGAGCCCCAGUCAGGAAAAUAGCAAAGGCUGUGAACAGGCUGUCUUCAGAAGAACUUUAAAAAGCUCAUCAGCAUAAGAAGAGGUGUUUAAAGUCAUUUUUAAAAUCAAGAAAUGCAAAUUAAAACACUUACAAGACAGACCUUCCCUUGCGCUGAACUGGUGAAGAUGAGAAAGCUGGAUGAGGAGGAGAGGGGUGUUGCCUGGGAGACUGGACCCAGCCGCGCAGUGUGCUGGGCGGUGGUCCAGGGAGCUGCGGUCCUGGCCAAGGUAGGUAUUAACUGACCCUGCCACCCAUCUGCUCCGCCCGGCUAUAGCCCAGGGUCACAGGAGGACCCCUACGCAGCUGGCGCUGAGGCAGUGUGGCAUCCGCCCCCCUGCUGUGUAACAAGCCAGCCCACUCACUGGCUUAAACAUGCGACAGCCAUUUGCUUUGCUUGUGAAACUCCCACCUCGGCAGGGUUCAGUGGGGACAUCUUGUCUCUGCCCCAGCUGCAGCAUCAGCUAAGUCAGCUUCCAAGUUGGGGUGACCCAAGAUCGAGGGGUUGGAGUCAUCUGGAGAUUUGUCUACACGUCUGCCAUCAGCGAGGGCCUCGGCUGUGGGAACAGCCGUGGCGUGGGAGGCCUGCAUUCGUUUCCUGUAACUAGCUACUGGGGAGCUUAAAACAACAAAAAUUUACUCCCAAAGUCCUGAAGUGUGGAGUCAAGGCGUCCACAGGGCCGUGGCCCAGCAGAGUGCUAGACGAGAACCCUUUCCUGCCUCGUCCAGCUCCGGGGGCUCCUGCAGUCUCUGCCUGUAGCUGCAAGCCUCUGCAUCCAUCAUAUGCCUCCUCCCGAAGUACGUAACCUUGCUCCUUACAAAGACGUCAUUCUGACGGGUUAGGGUCCACCCUAAUCCAGUGUGACUUAGUCUUAACUUGAUUAAAGCUCCAAAGAUCCUAUUUCCAAAUAUGUUCACAUUCCCGGGUUCCAUGGAGUUUGGACAUUAUUCAGCCUUCAUUAUUCGGCCCCUUCAUGCAGCUGCUUUCCUCCCAGUAUGUGGCUAGGUCCCAAGAUUGAGCGUCUCAAGACAGCAAGGCAGUUUUAUGACUUAACCUGGAAAGCCAUGCAACGUCACUUCCAUUCAACGGGUCUUCUAUGGGACUACUCCUCUAAGGGAGGACGGUGCAAAGACCUGCUCAGGUUCGAGUGGCACACUGAGACAGAGCCAUGCUCCCUGGAAUAGCACACAACAGUUAACAGCAAACACCUGGGGCCACGCAAACAGCACUCAGAGCAGGAGCGGAGAAGCAGGGCUGGAUACAGAGCAGAACGUCGGAUCCGGUGCCUGGAAGCGACUCUGACCUAGGCAGAAAAGCGCCUUCACGCCGCCUCAAAGAGGCCCGGGUUGCUGAUUUGUUGGGUUUUUUUGGUGGGGGGAGGAGGGUGCGGCGCCCCCAGCAGUGGGAGCGCGGAGUCCUAACGGCUGGACCGCCAGGAAAGUCUCCUGAGGUUGCAGUUUUAAAUGACGCUGAAACGUCCGGCCGGCUUCCACCUGGAGCACUGGCCCCGCCAGAGGGCGGCUCGACCCCUCCCUCCCUCCCGUAUCUGGUCAAUCCCGUUAGGCAACGAGAAGGGUCCUGUCCCCGUUGGGGUAGCCCCGCCCCCAGGAGAUUGCCCCGCCCCGCGUCCGGUCCCCGCUCCCGGCAGGCGCACGGAGAGUCACGGUACCUGCUUCCUCGGCACCCUGGCGCUCCCGAGGGUCCAGCUCAGGAGGUCGGCGCCCGCCUCGGUGGGAGCGUCCGCGGUGUGCCCCCUGGCCUUGGCUCCGCAGCCUGUGGAGGUUCGUGCUCCCGGGCCCUCGCCAGGCCCCGCCCUGUCCGCGUUGGCGGAGGGGGCGGUGCCCGAAGAGACCCCGCCCCUAACGUCACGGCCGAGGGGUGGAGCCGGCCCGACGGAAGCGAGGUGCUGCUGGAGAGGCCCGAACAGAGCAGCGGGCGCUCGGGGACUGCUGGUGAGAGACAGCAUGGGCAGCAGCUCGCUGUCCGAGGACUACCGUCUGUGCCUGGAGCGCGAACUUAGGCGCGGCCGCGCGGGCGUGUGCGGGGACCCGUCGCUGCGCGCCGUGCUCUGGCACAUCCUGGUGGAAGACUUCGACCUGCACGGGGCGCUGCAGGAUGACGCGCUGGCGCUACUCAGCGAUGGCCUGUGGGGCCGCGCCGACCUGGCCCCCGCGCUACGCGGCCUGGCCCGCGCCUUCGAGCUGCUGGAGUUAGCCGCCGUGCACCUGUAUCUGCUGCCUUGGAGGAAGGAGUUCACCACCAUCAAGACUUUCUCGGGGGGCUACGUGCACGUGCUGAAGGGCGCACUCUCGGAGGACCUCCUCAUCCAGAGCUUCCAGAAGAUGGGCUAUGUGCGCAGGGACGACCACCGCCUUAUGGUGGCUGCCCUGCCCCCCGCCCGCCAGCUUGUGCAGGUGGCCCUGGGCUGCUUUGCCCUGCGGCUGGAGUGUGAGAUCCUGGGCGAGGUGCUGGCGCAGCUGGGCACCAGCAUGCUGCCAGCCGAGGAGCUGCUGCAGGCACGGCGGGCCAGCGCGGAUGUGGCCUCCUGCGUGGCCUGGCUGCAGCAGCGACUAGCCCGCGAAGAAGAGCCGCCACCUGUUCCCCCCCGUGGCUCCCCGGCCCGGUGCCAGGCCCGGCUGGACCUGUACCGGGACCUGCAGGAGGAUGAGGGCUCAGAUGAGACCAGCCUAUACGGGGGACCCUCGCCAGGCCCCGACUCACCCCCCUCGGAGCUAGCCUGCCAGCCUCUGUUCUGGGAGCAGAGCGCCAGACUGUGGGGUGUGGGGGGCGGGGCCUGGGAGGCUGAGGCCAGCAGCCCGGCCUCGGAGGAGGAGCCCGAGGCCGAGGCCUUCUCCCUCCUCUCACUGCGCCAAGAGCUGCUCAGUCGGCCCGGAGACCUGGCCGCCCCCCAAGCCCCUGGAGCCCCUGAGCAGGCCAGCCCCCCCCGAGUCCCCGAGCCCCCCGGCUACCAGACACACAGCUGCCUGGGCCCUGGCGCCCUCCCCACCCUCUGCUGUGACACGUGUCGCCAGCUGCACACUUCCCACUGUGCCACCCUGGCCACCUGCCGCCCGGGCCACCCUUUGCGCGCCCUGCACGGAAACCACCAGCGGCGCCUCUGGCUGCAGCGAGCCCAGGUGGACACCUUGCUCUACGAUGCCCCUAGGCCCGCCUGGCCCUAGGCCCAGGGCUUUCUGGAGACAUGUUCCGUGGUGCUUUUCUGGGCCUCAUCCCUCCUCAGACCCGGGCCACUGGCCACCCUGCCCCUCCUGCCCCCCAGGGGUGCUGAGCACAGCGGCAGGUCGGGGGGCAUGGAGACUCAACCCCGCUACGUGAGAGGUGGGGGCCGUCUUCCUCGGAAAGCUGCCGGCCCGCCCCCAGGGAGCACCCUCUCCCUCCUCUCCCACCCCUCCCCGGCCCCACCACUGGCCCCAGCGCCGCAGCUCCUGACCUGCUCCCUGCAAGUGCCCAAAGGGGUGCUCCACAGAGGAGUGUCCUUGGGGGCUCAGGUGACCUCAUGAGCCCCGGAGCUUUGCUAAGACCAUUCUAGGGGCUCUGCCAGGUGCAUGGCUGACCCGGCUGAGGGGACCUGGUCCCCCAUGGGUGUCACAGACCAGCACUGAAUGAGCUGAGUGCUGGCCUGAGACCAGCCCCAUGGGCUCCAGUCAGAGCUGGGCGGGGAAGCUGGACCCAAGGACAGAAGAGAAAUGAUCUAGUCUCCAGCCAGAGUGAGUGCCCAAGAGUUCCAGAGAACAGCAGGCGGGAGACGGGGAGCCACGGAGCCCGAGAGGCUGUCACCCCACUUCCGGGUGGAGCGUGGGGGCUUCUGAGCAAUCUUCCUGCUCCAUCUUCCUGCUGUCCGGCUUCGGAAGGCAGGGUGAGGGAUCUCCAAGGCUCCCACCCCAGAGCCCACCUGGGUCCUGUGGUGAAGAUGCACCAGCUGCCAGCUGCCAGCCCGCUCACAGGGCUGGAGGGGGUGGGUCUGCCCACCUGGGCCUGGGGUGGGGCCCGUCUUGUGUGUGGCCCCUCCCCCCACACCUGUCUGUCACGCGAAUCACAACCUCAAAGUACAUUAAAGGACGCUGGAUCCA
Molecule: messenger RNA, 4867 nt
Organism: Lagenorhynchus albirostris (white-beaked dolphin)
Lineage: Eukaryota; Metazoa; Chordata; Mammalia; Artiodactyla; Delphinidae
Gene: SPATA2L
Product: spermatogenesis associated 2 like
Exons: 3
Coding region: 2240-3958 (572 amino acids)
Cellular component (GO): cytoplasm
Source: RefSeq, a predicted model, not a curated record